This is a messenger RNA of Rhipicephalus sanguineus (brown dog tick), 3101 nucleotides long. RefSeq names its product HIRA-interacting protein 3. Gene Ontology annotation, cellular component: nucleus. The record is from RefSeq and is a predicted model, not a curated record. The transcript has 13 exons. Bases 6 to 1955 code for a protein of 649 amino acids. Lineage: Eukaryota; Metazoa; Arthropoda; Arachnida; Ixodida; Ixodidae.
UAGCAAUGGCGGCCGUCAGCGCCAGUAGUAUGUUAGAGUUCGUCCGCCGUAUUUUUCGCGAACGUCAAGACCAUGGCAUGCUUACCAUCAGGCAACUCCGGACGCUAUACACUGACGAGCUCAAGGUGAAACACCUGUCAUCGGAAAACCGGGAAGUUUUUGCAUCAAUAGUCACAACUGUGUUUAAGGAGUUUGAAGAGGCAGACUGCAGAGAGAAGUCAUCGCAGGACAUCAAGUCGAGUACCGACGAGGCGCCAGCAGAAGCGGGGGCCACCAGUCCGUUGCGCACAAUACUGCCUCAAAACGGCAACUGCUAUGUGGACUCUGAAUCGCCCAUCAAGUGCCCCAACGCCAAGAAUGUUCAGCGGGUGGUUGACUCGAGCAGUGACUCUGACGACGAUGAUGUGAUUCGGGCCGUGAAAGAGACGCUAGGUGUGCGGACACGUCGGCGAACUCAGCCGAAACCGGCUCCCGUGCCUAGUGUUUCUCUGGUCGCCGCUGUCAACAGCACGUCAUCCAUAAUAGGUGCCAAUGCAUCGAUAGCCAUUUCACCAGAUUCAUCGCACAUUUCCCCAAAGGUUCCUUCUCCAAGUGCUUCUCCUGGUGCUUCGUCAAGUUUGUCUUCCAACCCUGUACCAAGUGUAAUAUCUGACAGCUCACCCAAGGAUUCGCCUCGUGACGAAUCAGUUAAUGCUUCCUCCAACGCUGCAGCCAGCGCAGUGUGUUGUGCCAUUCCGACUGUGGUGUUCCCUGUGGUUUCGGCGGACAAGGCCGAAGCGCCGUGCGGAGGGGAUGCGUCGGACUCCUCGGACUCGGAAGGAAAGUUGAUGAUUGCCGAGUCCCCCAUGUCUGCAGAGUCUCCACGAAGGCCUUCGUCUGAUGGCGAAGGCAGUGCCAGGGUUGGAGAACAUGCCAUAGUAGAACCCAGGAGGCUUCACCUACCUGAAAGUAAGAAAACGAAGACUGCCGCCAGCAGUCCGAGUGAAGAGCCUAAGACCCCAACCCAAGAGAGCAAUGGCAAAGAACAUAAAAGCAUGGACGACAUGCCUUUGUUCACUCUGAAGCUCACAAAAACCAAGACGGGCAACUGGAUCAUGGUGAAGCCCAAGAGCGAAGAGUCAGACGCAGGAGAGGAGACGUCUCCCCUGAAACCCAAUGUUGUGCGACGAAAACGGGUUUCAACGCCACGAAAAACCAAGGCAAAGAUCCCGGAAAGUGCCCGCGGUAUCUUCGACUCCAGUGACGACGAGCCGCUGUCGGAACUGCGCAACAAGCAGCCAAUGAAGAAGCCAGUCCCCGCGCAGGCUGUUGUGACGGAAAACCCCAGCAUCUCGGAGCUGGAGCAGAAGCUUACUCGGGUGCACAAACGACGGAAGAAACCAGCUGACGGCUUUCCGCCUCCAAGUAAAAAGCGUAAGUGCACAAGGCAGGAGGCAACAGGCUCUUCUAAAAAGUGCACAAGGCGAGAGGCAACAGGCUUUUCUAAAAAGCCGGCAGCAAAGCCAGCCUCAGCAGAGAAUCCAGCCGUGGCAAAACUCAAGCGUUGCAUUAGCGCUGCAGGUCUGAGAGUCCGCUAUGUGCAAUUGCUAGAGGAAACCGAUACGGUGGAGCAGAAAGAGGCGAAGCUCAUGAAAGUGCUCAGGGACGCUGGACUUCAGGGCAAUCCAACGCUGAAGAGCUGCAGGGAGCUGAGGCAAAGGCGUGAAGAAGAGAAUGAAGUUCGAAGUCUCGACAAAAGCAACAUUGUCGAAAACUCUCAAGCAUCCUACAUACCACCUCGACCAUCAGAUGGUGCAACGAAGCGAACGACUCGAAGUGCAGCCGUCUCCAUUGUCCCAAGUGCCACGCCCGAGAAACCCGAGGAGGCUGUCGACGAAUCACGCAAGGUCUUCUCAAGGAUACAAAACUUACACCAAAAACUGGGCAAAGUCGCAUGCCAUCAACUUUUGGAAUAAUGGAUAUUUAACAUGUGAAAUGAGAAGCUUCUUUCACUAAAUACUACACUUACAACAUUGUCUGGCAUUGUUAGAAGACACGAAUUACUCUACCCCCCUGGUAUGUCUUAUCCAGCAACCGAUGAAAACAUCUUGCAAGCUCACUUCGACGAGCCUUCAAUAAACGUUUACCCGUUGUUUAAACUUGGUUGAAACCUACAUUGGGCCUGCAACGCUAUCUUGUGCAUGGCUAUGCCAACUUUUUCGUGCAAACUACAAGCUACUUAUUUACUGAAUAUGUUUGUCCUGUACCACGUAAUGUUGCAUGUCUACCAAAAAUUAAUUUUUACAUAAAUUUUAACUUAUAUUUAUGUAUGCUUUUGAUGCUUUGUGGCUUCGGCCAGUCGUGUGUGUGGACAGAUGGCUUCCGAUACACGGCAGUCUUCCUCUGAUGUGGUUAUCUUGAAAAUGUUACCUCAUUGAUGUGGCUCCCUUUCACAGUACUAUAAAAAGACAUGGCCACGGUACGAUGUUGCCAUACAUUAAUCAUUUCAACGAAUACUUUAGCCAUUAUAUAUUUUUUGGCAGCUUGUCACGUUGCCAAAAGUUUGACCAUCCUUUGCAAAAGUGUGCUGCCGUCAGUUCAUUCCACAAUGUCUCUUCUUUACCAUGUGUUGGGAAUUCGUGAUGUAGUUUCAUGCUAAAAAUUAGGAGCCUCCCGCGACAUCUUUUGCGAAGGACGCGACCACCGCAGAAAUUUUUUUCCAAGAAAAACUUCUUGCAUGUGCCUUGUAUGAACAGUUGCUGAGUGUCACCUGUUGUCUUAGCACUGGGCUAACACUUCUGAAAAUGACUACGAGUGUGAAACGAGACAUGACCAAACAGCUCCACCAAGGUCGUUGUAACUGUGGAAACAGGUGUAUCACAUAUUUUCAGCACAGAAACUGAUCUGUUGACUCUUAAUUAUUAGCAAAUUUAGGCAUUCUUUUCUAACCUGGUUAUCCUACUUCACAUAGAACUAAUUUAGUACUGACUUCAGAACCACAAAUACAAGUGGCAUGGCUUGAUGAUUUCUGGCUGAUUAGGUGUAUGAAAUGUCAAAAUGAGAUAGUCUAUGCACAGUAAUUCAUACGUACCUCAAAGUUAUGGUAAUUCUUCAAAAAAUGG